Messenger RNA from Malassezia vespertilionis, 765 nucleotides. RefSeq names its product rhomboid protease. The coding region runs from base 1 to 765 and encodes 254 amino acids. Gene Ontology annotation, molecular function: serine-type endopeptidase activity. The transcript has a single exon. The record is from RefSeq and is a predicted model, not a curated record. Gene Ontology annotation, cellular component: membrane. NCBI's taxonomy places the organism in Eukaryota, Fungi, Basidiomycota, Malasseziomycetes, Malasseziales, Malasseziaceae.
AUGCUGCGGCGCGUGCUGCAGCGUGCGUCACUGCGCGCGCCGCCAUUUGUAUAUAUACGUGUGCCGCGCCGCAUUGAUCCGUUCCGUGAUGGCCAGUACCGCGGGCGCUCCGCUCCGUCAGGGUCGCAGCGUGUCGUGAUUGGCCUCGUCGCUGCAAAUACGCUCGUCUACGGCAUGUGGCGCUACGCGCGCGACGAUGCGACACGCAUGAGCGACCGGCGCAUGUACAGCUUUAUGGUACGCAACUUUACGAGCGGCGAAUACAAUUUGCGGCAAGGGCGGUGGUGGACAUUGAUCACCGCGUGCUUUAGCCAGCAGACGCUGCCGCAUUUUGCCUUUAAUAUGCUCACGUUCCUCUUUACCGCUCCUGCUAUUGUGCCCCUGGUUGGCGCACAAAAGCUGCUGCAUUUAUAUCUGGGCGCAGGUCUUGUCUCGUCGCUCACCGGCAUCGCUUGGCCGUACGUCAUUGAUCCGAUUCUCGGCAAUGACCACCAUCGGAUGCAGCGACAAGCGUCUCUGUCCCAAGGCGCCAGUGGAUCCGUCUACGCAAUCCUCGCGGCAUUCACUGCACUGCGUCCUAAUGCCACAUUUUACCUGUUCUUUGCAUUCCCGCUGCCUGCGUGGGUAUGCCUUAGCGGCAUCCUGGGCUGGGAGAUGUACGCGGCGAGUUAUCCGCCCAAGGAUCGGCAUAUCGACUCGGUCGGCCAUGUAGGCGGCCUCUUAUCGGGGCUGCUUUUUGCUCGUUUCUAUCUGCGCAGAGUGUAA